This is a messenger RNA of Acanthisitta chloris (rifleman), 1430 nucleotides long. It is a transcript of the gene PSEN2, whose product is annotated as presenilin 2. Gene Ontology annotation, biological process: amyloid precursor protein catabolic process; membrane protein ectodomain proteolysis; protein processing. The transcript is spliced from 10 exons. Lineage: Eukaryota; Metazoa; Chordata; Aves; Passeriformes; Acanthisittidae. Gene Ontology annotation, cellular component: mitochondrial inner membrane; cell surface; dendritic shaft. The record is from RefSeq and is a predicted model, not a curated record. Gene Ontology annotation, molecular function: aspartic endopeptidase activity, intramembrane cleaving. The coding region runs from base 57 to 1430 and encodes 457 amino acids.
CAGCCUUGAGUAGUGGUUGACUGUGUCCCUCCUGCGUCCUGCCGACGAAAGCGGCGAUGAUCACGUUCAUGAACAAUUCGGACAGUGAGGAGGAGCCCUGCAAUGAGAGAACAUCCCUGAUGUCUGCUGAGAGCCCUCCAGUACCCUCCUACCAGGAUGGCCUGCAAGCCCCGUCAGCAGGGGAAGCGCAGGCACAUAGGAAGAGGCGAGCAGGUAGCAGCCGUAGCGCAAACAAUAUUGCUGACGGAGAAAUGUCUGCCUCGGGUGUCCCAGUGAGAGAAAGCAUCCUGGAGAAUGAAGAGGAGGAACUGACUCUGAAAUAUGGAGCAAAGCAUGUAAUCAUGCUCUUUGUGCCUGUCACCCUUUGUAUGAUUGUUGUCGUCGCCACCAUAAAGUCAGUGCGCUUCUAUACGGAGAAAAACGGGCAGCUGAUCUACACCCCUUUCAGUGAGGACACCCCAUCUGUGGGCCGGCGUCUCUUGAACUCAGUGUUAAACACCAUCAUAAUGAUCAGUGUCAUCAUUGUAAUGACUGUGUUCCUAGUUCUGCUCUAUAAAUAUCGUUGCUACAAGUUCAUUCAUGGCUGGCUGAUCCUGUCCUCUUUGAUGCUGCUCUUCCUCUUCACCUACAUAUAUCUCGGUGAGGUAUUGAAGACGUACAAUGUGGCCAUGGAUUACCCCACUCUGUUCUUAGUCAUCUGGAAUUUUGGAGCUGUUGGAAUGAUUUGCAUCCACUGGAAAGGUCCCUUGCAGCUCCAGCAAGCGUACCUCAUUAUGAUCAGUGCUCUAAUGGCAUUGGUUUUCAUUAAAUAUCUACCUGAGUGGUCAGCAUGGGUGAUUCUAGGUGCAAUCUCCAUCUAUGAUCUGAUGGCUGUUCUCUGUCCCAAGGGACCACUGAGAAUGCUGGUAGAAACUGCACAAGAGAGAAAUGAGCCCAUUUUCCCUGCAUUAAUAUAUUCCUCUGCUAUGAUGUGGACAGUUGGAAUGGCAAAACCAGACACAGCAGCAAGAGGACCAAGUCAGCAGACAUGGGAUGCAGCUGAGGAUGGGAGAGAACACCACAGGAGCCCUUCACAUGUGGACUCUCAGAUGUCAGAGACAAGGAGUCCUGUUCCAACCCGCCCCAUCACAUCGUUAGAGGAGCUCGAGGAGGAAAGGGGUGUGAAGCUGGGCCUUGGAGACUUCAUAUUUUACAGUGUGCUUGUUGGGAAAGCAGCUGCCACAGCAAGUGGAGACUGGAAUACUACACUGGCCUGCUUUGUAGCCAUUCUCAUAGGUUUGUGCUUAACACUUUUAUUACUGGCUGUUUUUAAGAAAGCACUGCCUGCUCUUCCCAUCUCCAUCACCUUUGGCUUGAUCUUUUACUUCUCGACAGACAACCUCGUGCGACCAUUCAUGGACACCCUGGCCUCCCACCAGCUGUAUAUUUAG